CGCUCGCGCUUGCAUUGCUUUUCGAAGCUCGCGCGCGAUCGGUCGCUCGUGCGUGCGAUCGGACGUGCGUGCGUGCGUACGUGUGCGUGAAAAAGAGGAAGAGAAAACGAAGGAGAAUCCCUUCCCGCGCGAUCUCUCCCGCGCAUUCCUUUUCUCUCUCUUUGACCAAUGUCAUCUCGUAAUCUGGGCGACUUGUUAUCGUGCACGCGAGAAACCGACUCCUCGAGAUCGAAUCUCCGCGGAAAAACGCGAGUGCGUCUCGUUUCCUAGUAUCGAUCGACCCCGCGGCCCAUUUGACUCGGAAUUAUUACACCCGUUGAGCUGCGAGAGAGAUCUCGGAAGAGACUGUGGGGAAAGGCGGAAGAGACAAAACGGAAAGUCUGUACGGGCGAAAGGAUCAAGAAGAGGUCAAUCGGGGAGAAAGAUGUGGCGAUUACUUUUAUGGACGCACUUCCUCCUGCUGACCGUGCUAAUAGCACCGGUGCAGAGAGUUGCAGCAUGCAGCUGUAUGCAGGCCCAUCCCCAAACUAAAUUUUGUGAAUCGGAUUUCGUCGCCGUAAUAAAGGUGAAGAAAGUGCUCCCCGUGAACGAAUACGAGAUCGCUUAUAAGGUCAAGAUAAACAGGGUCUUCAAGUCUAAUUCAAAGGCCGACAUAGCUCUGAUGCAAAAUCUUUUACGGACUCCGUCCUCGUCCUCGAUGUGCGGCGUUACGUUGCAAGUCGGCGAAACGUAUGUUCUUAACGGAAGAAUCGUCUCGGGACAAGCACUCAUUUCGUCCUGCGGGCUCUCGAUAAGGUGGGCCGAUACCACCAGUAGACAACGCAAGGGAUUACGACAGCUCUAUCAGCCGGGAUGCGUAUGCGACAUUCUGUAUACACACUGGAGGCGCAAGGGAGCCGUGCUAGAGUCCAGUGGCGGAAAACGUUGCCUGUGGGAAAGCACACCAGGCCCCCAGGAUUGCCAAGAAAAACACGGCGUGUGCAUAGCAGCAUCCGGUAGCUGCUCCUGGAUGCCCUCGGUCCCGUACAAAAAUUGCAUCAAGGAAUAUCAGCAUCAACGCGACCAACAGAGGUCACGGGAACCUUAAUCGAGAUAGUUCGCGUGUUUUCAGGAAGGAGUUAAAUCUAUCAAUUUAUCGUAAAAGGGAGGAGUUAAAUCUAUCAAUUUAUCGGCGCAACGCGUGGCUGUUAAUUAAUUUAAUUGAACACGCCG
Camponotus floridanus (Florida carpenter ant) is the source of this 1212-nucleotide messenger RNA. It is a transcript of the gene Timp, whose product is annotated as metalloproteinase inhibitor 3. Gene Ontology annotation, cellular component: extracellular matrix. Bases 425 to 1087 code for a protein of 220 amino acids. Lineage: Eukaryota; Metazoa; Arthropoda; Insecta; Hymenoptera; Formicidae. The record is from RefSeq and is a predicted model, not a curated record. Gene Ontology annotation, biological process: negative regulation of membrane protein ectodomain proteolysis; negative regulation of endopeptidase activity. Gene Ontology annotation, molecular function: protease binding; metalloendopeptidase inhibitor activity. The transcript is spliced from 5 exons.